AUGGCGCAGAUUACCUUCCUUCAUUUUUCAGAGGGCUCCCCGAUUCUGAAGGAAAAAGAGGCUAAACGGCUCCUGAGGUCCCGGAGACAGGACAGGCUGAGCAAGCCUGGAUUUCCCGACGAGCCAAUGAGGGAGCACCUGCACCACCUCCUGGCCCUGGAGCACCAUGCCGAGGAGCAGUUCCUGGAGCACUGGCUGAACCCUCACUGCAAGCCCCACUGUGACAGGAACACAGUGCACCCCGUGUAGGGCUGGGGGCCCUGGCCAGUUUUGAUAAGCAGUCACCUGGAUGAUGCUAAAACAGGACAAGGCUCCUUCUUCCAUUUGAAUUUAAACUGUGGAAACAGACGUCUUCAGACUUCAUGAAGUUGUGGCCCUCGUGGGUGUGCGAAGGUUGCCUCAGGGAUGGAUGGCAAAUAUAUAUUCUGCUUCAUUUUAUUAACCUGCAUAAAUCAUUAAAACAAACAGCUUAAAGUACAUAGCCCCAAAGGGUUUCCUACCAGUUUGUAAGUGUGGGCACAAUCUGAGUCUUUCCUGGGAGUGGGGGAGC
Messenger RNA from Heterocephalus glaber (naked mole-rat), 550 nucleotides. NCBI's taxonomy places the organism in Eukaryota, Metazoa, Chordata, Mammalia, Rodentia, Bathyergidae. The record is from RefSeq and is a predicted model, not a curated record.